AUGGGGUAUGCAAACGGCAGCAUGAGGGAAAGCAAAAGAUGGGAAAGACGAAAGAUGAAAGCAGCAGGGAUGGAUGUUGAAGAGACAUAUUCCGAUGACGAGCUUGGUGCUUAUGAUUUGGUGUAUGUUGAGGAGCCAUGCCAUUUUUUGAAAGAUGCAGAUCUGCCAGCAAGUACAAAAAGCAAUAUGAAGAUUGAAGUUCCUGGCACUGAGAUAGGAGAAAUAGCAAAACGUGAAAGUGCUUUUCUGAAAGUGCAUCCAAGGAAGAGUAUGCAUUGGAUGGUAGAAGAGGAUAUCGAGCAGAGAAUGAUGCCACUGGCGCCUCCUGUUAGUCGUGUUAGGCAUGAGUUAAUGGAUGCAGUGAAGAACAAUCAAGUGCUGCUUGUUGUAGGAGAAACGGGAUCUGGAAAGAGUACGCAAGUACCGCAAUACUUGUAUCAGGAGGGAUAUGGCGAUGCGGGUGUUAUAUGCUGCACACAGCCAAGAAGAGUUGCAGCAAUAAGUUUAGCACAUGGCCUAAAGGAUAAGCUUGGUGCAUUAGUGGGAUACAGCGUUAGGUUUGAUGACAAAUGCACGGUAGAAACGAAAAUAAAAUACAUGACGGAAGGCAUUUUUCUCCAGGAGCUUUUGCAUGAUAGAACGCUUAGGAAGUACUCGGUAGUUGUUUUAGAUGAGGCUCAUGAAAGAAGUGUGAACCUUGAUAUAUCGAUGGGGCUUCUGAAAUUAGUUCUUGAAAGCAGGAGUGAUCUGAAAGUGAUAAUCAUGAGUGCGACGAUGGAAGUGGACAAAUUUAGCAAGUACUUUGGAUGUCCUGUGUUUAGGAUUGAGGGUAGGAGCUAUCCGGUGGACAUUAGGUAUCUGAAUGUGAAUGUUGAUGAUUAUGCAGAAUGGAUAGUGAAGAAGGUACUGCAUAUACAUGAGUCUGGCGAUGAGGGAGACAUUCUUGUUUUUGUAACUGGAAAAGAGGAUGUUGAUGGGAUAGUUGGUGUAUUAAACCAUUAUACUAUGGAAGAUGAAAGAGGAGGCAAAUGCUUGAAGGCUUUUCCGUUUUACAGUCAGUUAUCAUCUGAGAGGCAAAAUGAGGUGUUUAAAAAGGACAAGCAUGCUAGAAAAUGCAUAGUCUCGACAAGCAUUGCAGAAACAUCCUUGACGAUUCCGAACAUAAGAUAUGUAAUAGAUUCAGGGCUUCACAAAACGAGUGUGUAUGAUGAUGAGUCUGGAGAGUCUCUAAUAGUUGUUCCUAUAAGCAGAGACAAGGCAGAUCAGCGGGCAGGACGAGCAGGACGAACCAUGCCAGGUGUAUGCUAUAGAAUGUAUACGCACAGGACAUAUGAAAUGCACAUGCUUGCAUGUUCCGUACCUGAAAUUCAAAGGGCAAGCAUAUAUGAUGUGAUUCUUUUGAUACUGAGGUAUGGAGUCAAGGAUUUGACGAAGUUUGAUUUUGUGGACCAUCCCAGCAUCUGCUUGAUUAAGAAAGGAAUGCAUGUUCUUUAUCGCCUAGGUGCAAUAGAUUAUGAUGGAAAUGUAACUGAAGUUGGUAGAGAGAUGGGUGAGCUGAGGCUGGAGCCGUGUCUGUCCAAGAUGAUAUUGGAGUCAGUGAGGUAUGGAUGCAUUGAAGAGAUGGCCAGCAUUGUGAGCAUGCUUAGCGUUGAAUGGCCGUUAAGAAAUGAGUUUAACAAAGAAUGCUUUCUGUGUGAUACCGAGUGCGACUUUACAACGCUUCUCAAUGUUUUCAAUGAAUUUUGCUCGCAGAACGACAAGCAAACCUGGUGUGAACUGAUGAAUGUUGAUAGAAAGGCACUAGAAAAGGCCGAAAAGAUAAAGAGAAUGGUGGAGGAAUAUUUCGACAGAAGAGGUAUAAAUACUACACGUGUGGAGCACUCGGAUACAAAUGCUAUUAAAAGAUGCAUCAUAUCGUCUCUGCAUUACAAAGUUGCAAAAAGGAAAAACAAUGGAUAUGUGUGCCUGAGCGAUUUUCGAGUAUGCAAAUUACAUCCAUCUUGUAUAGUGAGAGACGGGGAGUAUCUUGUGUUCUAUAAGUAUCUUAUUACUAAGUCUGAGUAUAUUCGAUGCUGCAUGAGUGCUAGUCCACAAAUGAUUCUUGAGGAAGCAGGGAGACACUACAGAGACAGGUAUGGAAUGAGCAUAGAACAGCAAGCCAUGAAGAGGCGAUUGCCAGUUCCAGAGCCUUGUGCUCCAAAGAGCAAUGAUGAUGCAAAGAUUUCUAAGCAGAUUGAAAAUCAAUUGUUAAUGCAGAGCAUUAAUGAAAAUCUCUACGACAGGUUUGAAAGAUGGAGCGGAUCGGAGGAAAGUGAUGAAGUGGAGCUUCCAAGAAAGAUCCGAAGGCCAAUUGUAUAA
This is a messenger RNA of Ordospora pajunii, 2358 nucleotides long. Its product is annotated as hrpA-like helicase. Gene Ontology annotation, biological process: mRNA splicing, via spliceosome. The record is from RefSeq and is a predicted model, not a curated record. NCBI's taxonomy places the organism in Eukaryota, Fungi, Microsporidia, Ordosporidae. Gene Ontology annotation, cellular component: intracellular anatomical structure; spliceosomal complex. Gene Ontology annotation, molecular function: helicase activity; ATP binding; RNA binding. The coding region runs from base 1 to 2358 and encodes 785 amino acids. The transcript has a single exon.